AGAAAGCCAGAGCGUGCGCCCGAUAUCCGGACGGAAGUGACAGGCAGCCGUUAGACCACAUUUGUGUUUUCCGCUUCCAAUGUCAAUUCGACGAUAAACGCCUUCAUUCGGUUGUUGUAUAUGUUGGUUAAUGCCUGUUUAACAAGACAUGAAGAAAUGUUUUCGCUGAAAAAGAUCCCGACAGCAAACAAGGAAGGAAUUUCGACCUUGUGCUUGUAAGCGACUCACUAGCUUCACUAGCGCCCAACUGCAGCUAACUGUGUACGCGGAGCAGGAUCACAGACGUAAAACCAGACAAGCAGCCAGAUUUGAAGAGACUACUGUAGACAUGUCUGAAAAAAAGGCUCCGAAGUCCCCUUCUCGAUCUAAGUCGAAGUCUGGGUCCAGGUCCAGAUCUCGAUCUUUAUCCAAUUCCCGCUCCAGAAGCCGGUCACGGUCCAGGAAACACCGAUACAGCUCUAGGUCUCGAUCUCGCUCCAGAUCUCAGUCGGCAUCUCAUGGAAGGGACCGGAACUAUCCCAGAGAAUACCAAAACAACCGUGGUUACAACCGCGGUUACAACCGUGGAUACCGCAGGCCCUAUUACUACCGUCCGCGAGGACGGGGAUUUUUCCCACGGGGCCGCUACCAGAGAGGUGGGGGCUAUGGCUACAAUGGGUACCGAUCCAACAACUGGCAGAACCAACGGGGUCAACAGUCACACGAGCAGAACCAGAACAGCCCCAGGAGAGGGCGCUCCCGCUCUCGUUCACGCACUCCCCGAAGGCGAUCAGGGAGCCCUUGCUCACGCAGCAGGUCUCGCUACUCUGACCGCUCUUCAUCGGUCCGUUCCCGUCGGUCUUCCUCUUCCCCUUCUUCACGUUCCUCCUCUCCCCCGGCCAAGCGCAGCACCAAGGAGACAAAAGAGAGAGCCACUGAGGAGAAGGGGCCUGCAGCAUCAGACUAUGCCAGUCCACAGCUGCGCUCCGCUGUGGUUGUCAGCCAGGGACUGCCAUCAGGCUCUCAGACUGGGGCUUCUAGCAUCAGCGCCCCCUCUUGGAAAAGCAUCGGCCCUGCACCCACCAGCAAGAGCCCACCAGGCCCUGUGGCUGGAGUGUCUGGUUUUGGGUUCUUCUCAAAGGAGGAUCAGAAGGCAGGAGAAAAGACUGCCAUCUCCUCUGCCUUUAAGAAGUUCUUGGCAGAGCACCAGAGUAAAAAGGGGUCGGAAUGGGAGGGGGAUCCCAGUGCUGCUGAGGGAGGCACCAAGAAGUCCUCUGUUUUCCCGUAUGCUGCUGAGGAGGUGAAGGAGGAGUCUCGGUCCCGGCCCCGGAUGAAGGAGCGCGAAGUGGAAGACGAGCCCAAGCCUAAGGGCAGAGCAGCCCCUCCAAGUCGGGGGUCACUCGAUGACGGCAUUGGCAAAUGGGCAGAGCUGGCCCCUUUGCCCCCAGGCAAAGAUGUGCCCCGGCCUGAGGAGGAGUGCAAUGACCUGGAGGACAUGGAAGAAGAGCUGUAUUUGAGUCGUAAGCAGGAACGUGCAGCUGCCGCCAGGAGGGAACGGGAGGGUCCAUCCCCAGACAGGCCUCCAAAGGGCAGGAGAAAGGAGCGGCCUGGGGACAGUCCCCCUCGUGCAAGAUGGGGGGAGGAGGACCUCAGUUUCAGUCUGAGCUCCAGCCAUUACGAGCAGCCCACCUCCUCUGACAUUCUGACUAAGGAGCGCCGCAUCUCUCGGGACCUGGUCCACCCGGCCAAAGAGAACCGAGAAUUUCGCUCCAUCUUCCAUCAUAUCCAGGCGGCGCAGUUUCGUCGGAGCCCCUCCGAGCUGUUUGCUCAGCACAUUGUCACCAUUGUGCACCACAUCAAAGCGCAACAUUUCCCCUCUCCAGAGAUGACGCUGAAUGAGCGUUUUUCCAUGUACCAGCGCAGAGCUGCUGAGAAGGAGAUGAGGUCCCGAAAAAGCCCUGAAAUCCACAGGAGGAUUGACAUUUCCCCCAGUGCAUUUAAAAAGUACUCCCACCAGUUUGAGGAAGUGAAACAUGAGGAAGUCGGCUACAAGGAUAUGGGGAAGAAAGUGCGGAGCGACGUGCCCGACAUGUGGCUGGACGUGGCGCAGCACGUGAGCUACCCGGAGAGAGAGCAUCGGCCCGCAGGGAGGGAGCUCGCAGACUCACCGGGCUCCACGGAGAAACCCACCAAGCACCGCAAGAAGUCCAAGAAAAGCAAGAAGAAGCGCUCUCGUUCAUCAUCCUCAUCAUCCUCUUCAUCCCGUUCCUACCGUGCUCCUGAAAAGGGUGCACAGGACAGUCACCCAGGGGAGGAGGGAUUCAGCCGCAGCUGCCCGCCGCCACCUCUGGAGCAGGCUGCCGCCUCUGAGGAGAAAGGUCACGAGCCUGGGGGCUUUCACUUCAGAAUCAGAGGCCGCGGGUGGAACAGGGGGAAUUACUCGAGGAAUGGGAAUCCCCCGAACACGGAAGUCCACCCCCCUGAGGAGGAGUGGGACCCAGAGUACACGCCGAAGAGCAGGAGGUACUACCUGCAUGAUGACCGGGGUGGGGACAGGAAGUGGCUGAACCCGGGGGCUCAUGGCCGUGGAUCCUUCCCUCACCCAAGGGGGCAGUACCCAGGAGCACGCGGGGGAUUCCUGUACCCAAAAGGCAGCCCCAAGUGGACCCACGACAAAUUUCAGAGCGGUGAAGAAGAGGGGGAGCUGCGGGAGGAGGACGGGGAGCUGGGCCCACCGGAGGUGGUAGGCAUGCCAUCCAAGAUGUAGCUGCACACCACCUGAGCAGCCCAGCCUCUGCAAUGUCUGUCUCACGAGGGGCAGGGUAGGUGCAGCACAUUUUAACGAAAGAGAGAAAAAUCACUCACUGCUGGACUGCCCCACCAUAUCCAGCGUCCAGGACUCCCUUGUCCCCAGUGUGGCAGGUAGCCUGUUUUCAGUCAGUCAUGCACAGUCAUGACACAUUUUACAACUUCAAAGAGAAGAAGUGUGUGCUCUAGUGUUACAGUGAAAGCAGGCAUAAAUACAUGUGGAAUAUCGCAGUGAAAAUACAAAGAUGUUCUGGAAGUAACAUUGUGGGCUCUACUGCGUUAUGAGCUUCCCCUCAGAAAUAAAUGGAUAGUUUUAUUUUGUAAUGAUUCAUGGUGACUUCUGUUUGUUCUAAUGUAGAGAAUAUGCUAUUCAGUUUGCCUUCCAUUUUGUUAAUAUGAAGCCAUUGUGGCACUUUUCAUUCACAUGGAAGUUUUUAUAAUGUUCAGUACACCCUGCUGUGUGCUGUAUGGUGAUUUGUAAGCUUUUGAUUGUCUUUAGCUUCCAGUGUCUAACACUGAUCUGUGGGGAGGGUGUGACCUUCUAAACUCAUCCAGAGGACAACUGCUGUUAAUCCUAUGUCUUAUAUAAAACGACAAACUACUCUUCACCACUGUAAUUAUAAGACGGUCUGCAAACAAAGGCAUUGCUUUCAUUUUAAUAUUUAUUCAUGUUCAACUAGUAAGAAUCAGCUGUGGAGAUGAAAACAUGCAGCUAUGUUGUGAUGGCAUCUCCGGUGCCCAGGCCCCUAAUACAGCCUGAGAGAAUCCAGUCACAGUACGGAGUUGCUUGAUCAGAUCAGAUCAGGUUUAGCUUCAUGUAGAAGUGAUGAGGGCAAAUCUAUGGCUCUUGCCCCCAAACACUUUAUUUCUUCUUCUGCUGCUUCUUCAAGCAGUGGAAAUAUUUAGUGCAAGGUUAGUUUUACACUUGAAGCUGCUCAGUACUCUCUGCAGCGACCUUUUCCUUUCUUCCCUGAGUGAGGAAGCUCUCAUGUGGUGCUCCAAGGGAACGAACUUGCCUCCUGCUUCUCCCGUGGAGGCUGCUGUCAUCCACAUUCUCACAUCCUCCCAUAAUUGCUUAUCUUAACUGUAACUUUCUUAACUGUCAGUCUUGGCAAAGUUGUCCGUCUUGUGUGUAGACCAGAAUACCUUAGGGUCACUCAGAAUCUAGUCCUGGCCUGUCUGCAGCCUGAAGAUCCUUAUUAACUUAAUUGGUCAUUUGUACUCAUUGCAUCCAUGCAGUAUUGCAUCCAUGCAUCUUACUGGUUCUAAAAAGACCAGGGCUGGUGUCCAUGCGGCUCUAAAUUCUCAUGGUUCUCUCCUCCAGUCAGCUGUUAAAAGAAAAUGUAGGCAGUUCUAUUUAGGUUCCAGCGCGGUGGGGGCUGUGUGUGAUGGUAAGAUGCAAACAAAUAAGUGAUUUAAAGGGCAGGACAGUAAAUGACCAGAUUGUUACACUGUCCAUUAUCCUGCCUACCCAGGUAUAAUGAGAACUAGUAACUAAACAAAGAUUCCUUAAAUGCUGAAAAAUGAUUUGAGGCUGAUUGGGCUGGUUGACAGUAUUACAAAAAGCAUUUUUAUGCUUUUGGUGUGACGUGAUUGACUGCAGAUAGGACACUUUGUAGGUGUCAUUGCCGGGAGGUGGGAGAACCAUUGACCUAGAGCUUUACUAACACCCAGUGUAAGAUCAGUAGUGGUCAUUUCUGUCGUUAGGCUAUACAGGCAUUAUGGGACAGGGCUUGGGUCCAAGGCCUGGCCUGUCCAAUCACAGGCUUACACCCUCUUGCCUCCCCACAUAAAUGUCAGCCAAUCGCAGUCUCUUUCUCUGGUGAAUGUAAACAGAAAAAGUGCAAGGCAAUACCGUUCUUUAAUAUGUAAUUGAUUAAGAUGCCACGUAACAACAAACAAAAAAAAAUAAACGUUUUGGAUAAUUGAUGUACUAAAGAAACCUGUAUUUUAUAGAGUGAUGAUUCUGGUAGUAGGAUGCUGCCAAAUGACCUGGUUAUACAUGCAUGUGACAGAAGGUGUUUCUUGGUUUAUCUUGGUUUGACACUUGUACAGUGUGCAAAUGUCUUCCCUGCACCCCCCCCUCCGGCAACCCUGCAUUGGACAAGCGGGUUGAGGAAUGACUGUUGCUCAUUGCAACCAUAAUGUUAAUGGCAGCAUACAUGAGUGCAUAUUGGCUUCUAUUUAAUCAGUGUUUAACCAAAAACAAGCUUAUUUAUACAUGUUCAUGGGUCAUAACAGGGUAAUUCAAUUUAAAUUGAAGCAGCAAUUUAUUCAUUGUCAAGGAUAUGACUGGGCCAUCGGGCCCAAUCCUGAUGUCUCAAAUGCGGCCUGCAUUUUCUAUAUUACCUUGCAUGCAAGCUUGCUUCAGUAAAAAGUACUGGAUUCUCUUUUGGGAUUUACAUUGGGUUUCUUUGUGAGCAAAUUCUAGGGAUGGGAGGCGAGCCAGAAAAUUCUUGCUUUUGCUUUAUUUCUUUAUUUGAAGUUCAUAUGUUUUGUUUUUUCCCCCUUUUUUUUAUAACCCUGUUGCUGCUUUGUGCUGUUUCCCAUAGUGCUUUGUGACGCAUCAUCUGGCAGAGGACUGUAAUCUAAGGGCUCCAUCCAGCUCCUUUCAAUUCGGUUCUGUUCCCUGUUCAAACAUUUUUCCCUCCUUAAACCUUUUCUUGGUACGUUACACUUUGACGUCUCAUCACUUGGCAGGUUGCUAUACAAAAUUCUGUUAAAUGUUCAUGGUUAUUCUAAUAUCUAAUGCUCUGUGUUCAGCUGAAUAUAGUUUGUUUAAACGUUACUUUAAUGCAGCUCAUAUUUUAUGUUCUCUUUGCCCUUUAAAUGAUUGGAAGUCUUCUACUGUUCAUCUUUUGUCAACAUUAAUAGUUGAUUUUCUUUCAAUAAAUCACUGAAUUCCUGAAGAAA
Messenger RNA from Brienomyrus brachyistius, 5700 nucleotides. Its product is annotated as thyroid hormone receptor-associated protein 3-like. NCBI's taxonomy places the organism in Eukaryota, Metazoa, Chordata, Actinopteri, Osteoglossiformes, Mormyridae. Bases 329 to 2746 code for a protein of 805 amino acids. Gene Ontology annotation, biological process: positive regulation of transcription by RNA polymerase II. The transcript is spliced from 11 exons. The record is from RefSeq and is a predicted model, not a curated record. Gene Ontology annotation, cellular component: mediator complex. Gene Ontology annotation, molecular function: transcription coregulator activity; DNA binding.